AACGACUGGAAAGUAUUGGGCGAGCUUCCGCUACGCAGGUGACUUGUUGUUUUUUACGGAGAUAUCUCUUCGAUAAGUUGGAUUAGACCAUAGGUCCAUGAUUAGACUAUCAGUUUGACAAUUGACAGUUCAUUGUGAUGAGCAGAGACAGUGUAUGGACGCAAUUCGGAUAUCUACAUUUCUUGUGCUCUUGAAAUCGAACGUUUUUACAUUGGAUUAGCCAUUGGUUCAGAUUGGGAUGGAUUCUUGGUCGCUGAACCUCUUGCUGUUGGUCUGUUUGAGUAGUCUGGCAUCAAGCAUAGCACAAGAUGGAAGAUGUACAAAGAAAGUCAGUCGUGUUGUCUUUUACACGGAGACAUUCACAAAAUCAUCAAGGGAAGUAUACUACGAGAAAUGUGGCUUUUUUUACCUUGCAAGGUGUACCCGUUACAGGACGGUGUACUCAGUUGGUUCUAGGAGACCCAGCAGGAUCGGCUAUGUGUCGGACUAUGAGUGCUGUCCAGGGUGGAUAACAGAAGGAACGAAUUGUUUACCAACUCAACCACCAACAACGGAAGCUGUAACAACGACUGCCCGGCCAACCACAACGAAAAUCCCCACCACCGCUACAACAACGACAACAUCACCAUCAACAACAUCUCGAUUUACAAGUAGUCAUAACAGCAACAACAACGGUGACACUCAGCGUCACUCUCGUACCCGAACCUCAACCACCGCCUCGCCGGACAACCACAUCGAAACCUCGCCUGUUUACAUCGGUGGGCAAGGGAAAUCGGCCAGCUUGCUGUCGAGUCGGCCGAUGAUGAUGGGCAUAUCCGCGGUCGCCGUGGUCGUGUUCUUGGCGAUGUCGAUCGGUGGGGUCGUCUGCGGCGUCAGGAAAUUCUGUCCGAAGAAGAAGCCAGUCGGAAGGAUGGAAAAUGAGUCACCAACAAGGAGGGAUAGUGAAGCAGGUAUCCAAACGAACGGAACAGUGCCCAACGGAGCUGUAGGUCAUGGAGAUCGACCAAAAAUCAAACAGAAGGUCAAAGGUCACAAGGGAAAACUGACAGCCACUUCAAAUCCUGGCUAUGACAUCAUGGACCUUGCAGACACUACGCAGGAGAGUUCCUACGAAGCUAUCGACCCUGAGGCAGGUCCACUGAAACCUCACAAAUUUCAAAAGGAUGCUAAAGGAUUUGAAUGCGUCAAUAUGUCGGAUCUAAUGCCCUCAUCGGCGAAACAUCUUCAAACUAGUCCUGUAAAAGGCCGACGCCCAAUUGGACCAGCCGCUGUCACCGAAAACGAGUAUACCGCUUUUGCAGACGAGCCCCGAACUUCACCCGAACCAUCCCAAAAGAAAACAGUUUCGAAGGACAAUAAUAAUCAUCGGAUGGGUGAAUCUAUGGUUGGACAAAGGAAACCCCUUCCUAAGCCUAAACCUUUUCCAAAAACCAGGAGAAAUCCGCAGCCUGUCGAGGGUUCAUCAAACACAUGCGCACCGCCCUCUGCGGCCAAUCAUCUGGUCGCACCUCCUGCGGUAACGGCACAAUACCUUGACAUGUCCAAGGGACAGACCUCCCCACCGACUAAUGUUGAUCGACGCAUCUGUGAGAGGGAAGGUGCGUCACCAAGGAAACCUAUUAAAAAGUUCCCUUCACUGGAAGAAAGUCCCAAAUCAUCCAUCGAGGAUUGCACUGUAGAUUUCCGAUCUAAUUUGUCUGGACUCUCAAGUGGUAAUUCAAAUUUGUAUGACCAUGUUGGUGAGACCAGAUCAGAGCCAACAUCAAGACGGGGAAGUGAGGCAAAGCAUGCAUUUGCUACACAGGGUAUGUAUGUUCUCCCGGGAGACCUAUCCCCUGCAAUUACCAAGAAGUUACAGAGUGUGGCCGAUGAAAAAAUGACAUGUACAUACGUACUAGGAGAUGACGUGCCUGGACUUGCUCCACGCUCCCCUCUAUUCAGUGACAGUUAUGGCCCUGUAGGUAGCAACCACGACAUGGCACGUGAUUCAGCAAACGAACUUAGUAAUCCAUACGAUGUUGUUGUUACGCCAGAGAACAGGAGAAAGAUGCUGAAACCCGUUAUCACGAAACGCGGUUAUGCCGAGCCUCGUCAAGAUAGUAUGGAUCAAGACAGUUACUACGAAAACCAGAGGCGCUCGACAGCAUCGCUUCCGAACAACAGUAGAAAACUGUCCCUUCCCGUCCAGCCCCAUGAAGACGAAGAGGUCUACGAUUUCGUAGAAGUUAAAGACUCUCGUUCGACGACGACGGGAAGACCUCCAAAGGUAGCUCCCAAGAAACCAGUGUUGACCUCAGGUCAGGAAUCGCAGAAAGCCAAGGAAGCAAUAGGGAGGAGUCGGUCGGGUCCGUCCUUGCUCCGAUAUGCAGAACUUGAUUCCGUCUACGUGAAUACAUCCCGGUUUUGAAUCCUCAAGGAUGGCUGCAGAUGACUGUUCAUCCGUAUUACCAAGGAGUAAGCAGUCUUAACAGUUCUGGAUGAUGCCCUUGGAGAAGAGGAAAGACUUCCCAUGGCAUGGAAGGGGUUAACCCUUGCCAGUGUCGUUGUUUGUAUGAAUGCAAUAAAGUAUGGAUGAUAAAAGCUCGCGAAGGUCAUUCAUUAUAAAACUCAUCAAGGACAGACAAAGGGACUAUCUUUACAUCCUUUAGCUGUUCGGAUGGAUGAAUCUAGUGUAAGGGAAGCUCCGAUGAUCCAUUAGGCUUCUGUAUAAUUAUCAUCACCUAAUCAGUGACAUUGUAUUAAUAAGUAUCCCGUCAAAUUGAGAAGCAAUCCAAUCUUCAUAAUUGAUGUAAGCGCUAAAUAAAUGUAUAAUUGCCUGGAAGUCAAGGUGCAAUGGGAGACUAAAUUCUACCGUAUACUUGUCUGCAAUGUCAUAUUUUGAGAUAAAAGAAUAAUCAUUUACUCAAUCUGUCUUGUACUUAUUGAUAAUCUAUAUCAUUGCUGAUAAAAGCUAAUUAUGUCAUGUUAUUCUGUGAUAUCUAAUUGCUGUUGUAACUUGGUAAUGGAGCGGCUUUGGUUUGCCUUUUUCAUGUGUAACUCCUUUCUUUUUAAUUUUUAGAAUAAUCUUGAAUGUAAUGUUAACAAGAAAAUCCAUAAUAUUCUUAUUACAUCUUUAAAGAAAAUAUGCACCAGUGAUUUUUUUUUCAUUGGUGACAAUAUAAUUUGAUCAUUGAAUUUGUGUCGUAUAGUGAACAAAAAUGAAUUUAAGAAAUACCCCAAACUAUAAUAUUAUGUUUGAAUACAACGAAGAAAUAACCUUAGGGUGUUUAUUUCUAAGUGGGAGAGACGGUUAGGUUAUUAACGGGGACAAAAGAUAAAUAAAGAAAAGACGAAGUUGUCAUCAUAUACUCAGAAGAAAGAGUCUAUAAUAUCAACACAAACAAAUUGGUAUAUGUAUUUAUAAUGUAAAUGAUAUUAAUUUUGAUUAGUCUUCUGUGUGGGAGAGUGAACCGGCUGGUACGGUCUCUAUAUACUUGUACAUCCGUCUGGAUAGAAAUACUAUUAUUACUUCUAUUGUAGUCGAUUGGAAGGUGAUUAAUUUUCAUCAUGGUCUACUGACAACAACGAUUAAUUUUGUGUAAAACCCUUUGAGUGUAUUAGUCGUAAAGAUUAUACGUUAUUCGUAUAGGGCCAUACAUGUACUACUGAGGGAGAGAGGGAGAGGGAGACAGGGAAGGAGGGAUGUAACCUUUAGCUGUUUGUUUGUAAUGAAAGAAUAUAAGCACUUUCACAGAAUCAAACGAAAUUGUACAUAAUGCAAUAAAAUCUGACAACAAUUGAGUAAGUAGCAAUGAAAUAUGAAAACCGGAGGCAAGGAAAUCCAAUAAAUUUCGAGGUGUUUUUUGUGCUAUGUUUUGGUUAAAUUAAGGUCUUCAUGUCUUGAAUAGCAAUUCUCCUGUCAAAACUAAAUUUAAAGGCUUAUAACAAUGGGUUUUCAUGGGGAAUUUGACACUAUUCGGGUGUUAACCCAAUAACAAGCUUACGUGUUGUCAGUCUCCGUGAGUAGAAUUUUACUAAUGACAUGUCUUGUGUAAUGUACUGUGCCAUAGUCUACUGCUAAAGGAAUUCUCAUUGUAAUAUCAAAUCUCCCUCAUCUUUGAGAUAUGAAGACAAGUUGGAGUAUUUCUUGAUGGGAUGAUGGGUUCGCUACUUGAGAGACCUUUGCACACACAGACACAUUUAUUGGCAAUUCAAUCAAAUCUGGUGUCAGCAAAUUAUGAUGCAAUACAAAUGGGCACUGACGAUGUGUACUGUUCAAAAUUGCGGCGUCUGUUCCAGGGAAUCUAGUUUAAAGCCAGGAAGUCAUUAUGCUCAUGUGAUAUACUGUUUUGUAUUUUUUUUUUCUUUUGAUCCUUCGUACAUAUUUUGAUGUGAAAUGUAUCUGAUUACUUGUACAUUUCAUUAACACGUUCAAUUGCAAAGCCAAGAUUUUCAACUAUUUUCCAACGAUUUGAAAUAUUUCAUUUAAAGAAUGCUAACUCAUUAAUGUCAAUAACUCAUAGUACUUCCAGUAAUAUUGAUGAUGUAAGGUGUAUUAAUAGAAUAGUAAUGCUCUAUUAUUUUUUUGGUUAAUUGAUGAACUAUAGUUAGAGUUAUCGACACAAUUGCUGGCGAUUUGUUGAUGUAUAUAGUGAUGUGAUGUAGAAAUUGUCAUGAAUCCGAUACUCGAGGAAUUGUAGAUUUAAUCUUGUCGCAGUUUGUUCCAUCAUAACAAUCAAAGAAUUUUUGAUGAGAUGAUAAACUACUCUGUAAAUAUUAUUAGUAGAAAAUUUAAUAAGAUUAUAUUGACUAUUUUAAUGCUUUAUCUAAUUUUUGUAUAUAUAAUUAUUUCAAAUUUCCUUUGAAGGCAGUGUAAUUCACUAAAUGUGAACGAUGCAAAGAGUACUAUAGUUUUACUAUCGGAAUAAUUGGAUCAACAUUAUGCUUCUAACUCGCAGAUAUACUCUAUACAGAACUGCAUUUAUCAGAAAUGUAAAGACGAGAAUAAGUGUUAUUCAAUAAAACAUGGGUGACUAUUAA
Molecule: messenger RNA, 5019 nt
Organism: Strongylocentrotus purpuratus (purple sea urchin)
Lineage: Eukaryota; Metazoa; Echinodermata; Echinoidea; Camarodonta; Strongylocentrotidae
Product: endochitinase A
Exons: 7
Coding region: 239-2407 (722 amino acids)
Molecular function (GO): protein binding
Source: RefSeq, a predicted model, not a curated record